Messenger RNA from Gekko japonicus, 610 nucleotides. RefSeq names its product protein PML-like. NCBI's taxonomy places the organism in Eukaryota, Metazoa, Chordata, Lepidosauria, Squamata, Gekkonidae. The record is from RefSeq and is a predicted model, not a curated record. The transcript is spliced from 2 exons. Gene Ontology annotation, cellular component: nucleoplasm; PML body; chromatin. The annotation marks the transcript as partial. Gene Ontology annotation, molecular function: ubiquitin-protein transferase activity. Gene Ontology annotation, biological process: PML body organization; positive regulation of DNA-templated transcription; intrinsic apoptotic signaling pathway in response to DNA damage.
CAACAGGCCUCUGACCUGAAUUCGCUCCACAGCAUCUACUGCAAAGCCUGCCAGCGCUCCAUGUGCUGCAUCUGCGCGGUCCUGGACUCCCAGCACAACGGCCAGCACUGCCACAUCCGGGAAGAAAUCGAGCGCCGGCAGCAGGAGCUGCUGAGCAUGAGCACGGAGUUGAGAGAGAAGAAGUCCUCCUAUGACCUGACCUGCAGCAACCUCCGGGAGCUGGUCAACAACAUGGUGGAGGUGAGGAACAACACCCAAGAGCGGAUCCAGCAGAAGGUGGCGGAGAUGCUGCGGCUGGUGCAGGAGAAAGGGGAGAGGCUCCUGGCGUCCGUGCAGGAGCGGCACCUGCGCCGCGUCCAGGACACGGAGGAGAAGCUCCACAACGUGGAGUUGGUGGGCCAGAGGAUGGAGUCCUGCAAGCAGCUGGUGGAGAAGAUGAAGCUCUACGCCUCCGACCAGGAGGUGAUGGACAUGUACCCUUUCAUCCGGGAGUCCUUGGAGGAGCUGCGGAGGAAAGAACCGCCCGUGGUGGAGACCCAGAUCCCGGUGGGGAACUUUGCCGACGUGGAGACCCAGCUUCAGGCGUUCUACGAAAGAGUGACGGAGGAAG